AUGAAACCAUCUAAAACCCAAUUAAAAAGCAAAGAGGAAUUGAAAAAAGCGUAGGAUCUAUCCAAAAAAAGAAAAAUAGAUGAAAUAACAGGUGGAUAAGAUCAGCAAAAAGAUAGAAAAAUUAGAAAAAUUGAAGAACCAGCAAGAACGCGUAAAAUUUAUGAAGAAGAUAAGAGACCUUACUCUGAUAUUAUAAGCACAGAAAAAGAAAAUAAAAAGUAGAGACAAAUCAAUUAAGAAUAAAUAAUCUCAGAUAGUAUUGAUUCUCUCCAGGAAUAUAUAGACUCAAGAAGAGAAAAAUAGCAAAAAGAACUACUUGCUUUCGGCAAGAACAGAGAGGAAAAAUAAUUCUUAGAAAAUUGGUAUUAAGAGAAAUACUUGAAUAGAGAAAUCAAGAUACAAAAAGUCUGGCUGCAGACAUACAAAUAGCUAAAACUCAGUAGAUGA
This is a messenger RNA of Stylonychia lemnae, 447 nucleotides long. The record is from the annotation of a GenBank genome assembly. NCBI's taxonomy places the organism in Eukaryota, Ciliophora, Spirotrichea, Sporadotrichida, Oxytrichidae.